This is a messenger RNA of Dama dama (fallow deer), 1399 nucleotides long. It is a transcript of the gene SYT2, whose product is annotated as synaptotagmin 2. Bases 125 to 1399 code for a protein of 424 amino acids. Gene Ontology annotation, cellular component: axon; synaptic vesicle membrane; dense core granule. The transcript has 9 exons. Lineage: Eukaryota; Metazoa; Chordata; Mammalia; Artiodactyla; Cervidae. Gene Ontology annotation, molecular function: clathrin binding; phosphatidylserine binding; calcium ion binding. Gene Ontology annotation, biological process: regulation of calcium ion-dependent exocytosis; calcium ion-regulated exocytosis of neurotransmitter; cellular response to calcium ion. The record is from RefSeq and is a predicted model, not a curated record.
AAUGUAGUUCCCGUAUGACCCAGCAGCUCCACUCACGGGCAUUUAUCCCAGAGAGGUGAAAGCACAGAGAUGUUUACUGCAGCAUCCUUCAGGAAACCAAAGUGGAAGUGACUGAUGUCCAUAAAUGGCUGUUCCUUCUGCCACCAUGAGGAGCAUCUUCAAGAGGAACCAGGAGCCCAUGGUGGCUCCCGCCACCACCACCGUGCCCGCCGGCCCGGCAGACAACUCCACAGAGAGCGGGGGUGCGGGCGAGGGCAAGGAGGACGUGUUUGCCAUGCUCAAGGAGAGGUUCUUCAACGAGAUCGUCAAGCUCCCUCUACCCCCCUGGGCGCUGAUCGCCAUCGCCGUGGUCACGGGCCUUCUGCUGCUCACCUGCUGCUUCUGCAUCUGCAAGAAGUGCUGCUGCAAGAAGAAGAAGAACAAGAAGGAGAAAGGCAAGGGUGCCAAGAACGCCAUGAACAUGAAGGACAUGCGGGGCGGCCAGGACGAUGACGAUGCAGAGACGGGCCUGACGGAGGGCGAGGGCGAGGGCGAGGAGGAGAAGGAGCCCGAGAACCUGGGCAAGCUGCAGUUCUCCCUGGACUACGACUUCCAGGCCAACCAGCUCACUGUGGGCGUCCUGCAAGCCGCGGAACUGCCCGCCCUGGAUAUGGGCGGCACCUCGGACCCUUACGUCAAGGUCUUCCUCCUUCCAGACAAGAAGAAGAAAUAUGAGACCAAAGUCCAUCGGAAGACGCUGAACCCCGCCUUCAACGAGACCUUCACCUUCAAGGUGCCUUACCAGGAGCUGGGUGGCAAGACCCUGGUGAUGGCCAUCUACGACUUUGACCGCUUCUCCAAGCACGACAUCAUCGGUGAGGUGAAGGUGCCCAUGAACACGGUGGACCUGGGGCAGCCCAUCGAGGAGUGGCGGGACCUGCAGGGCGGGGAGAAGGAGGAGCCGGAGAAGCUGGGCGACAUCUGCACCUCGCUGCGCUACGUGCCCACGGCCGGGAAGCUCACCGUCUGCAUCCUGGAGGCAAAGAACCUGAAAAAGAUGGACGUGGGCGGCCUUUCAGACCCCUACGUGAAGAUCCACCUGAUGCAGAACGGUAAGAGGCUCAAGAAGAAGAAGACGACGGUGAAGAAGAAGACCCUGAACCCUUAUUUCAACGAGUCCUUCAGCUUCGAGAUCCCCUUCGAGCAGAUCCAGAAGGUGCAGGUGGUGGUCACCGUGUUGGACUACGACAAGCUGGGCAAGAACGAGGCCAUCGGCAAGAUCUUCGUGGGCAGCAACGCCACGGGCACGGAGCUGCGGCACUGGUCGGACAUGCUGGCCAACCCCCGCCGGCCCAUCGCGCAGUGGCACUCGCUCAAACCCGAGGAGGAGGUGGACGCGCUGCUGGGCAAGACCAAGUAG